Molecule: messenger RNA, 897 nt
Organism: Colletotrichum higginsianum IMI 349063
Lineage: Eukaryota; Fungi; Ascomycota; Sordariomycetes; Glomerellales; Glomerellaceae
Exons: 2
Coding region: 1-897 (298 amino acids)
Source: RefSeq, a predicted model, not a curated record
AUGACUGAUCAAAUUCAUUCCCAGCACCAGAGUCGGUGGGAGCAGCCGGACCAACCGGGUCUCGAGGCGGCGCCCCCAAAUCCGAUCCGAUACUCCACAGCGCCGAUCCCGUACAACCCCCCGAGCGAAGUCCGGAGUACUGGCGAAAAGACAGUAUGGUCCACAACCCAGCCGUACCCGGCCCAGCCACCUCCGCAAUCCGGCAGACGUCGUAUUCUCGGCCUUACCGUGCCCGUCUUCUGGGGCAUCGUCAUCGCGCUCGUCCUCGUCCUUGCCGGAGGAAUCGCCGGCGGUGUCGCCGGCGGCUUGGCGGCCCAGAAAAGCAACAGCCCAUCGACACCUACGUCGCCGUCGGACAUAGCAGCAACGAUCGGUCCCGAAUCGACGACAUCCACGGCAUCCACGACGAGAUCCCGAUCCUCCGCGACCACCGCGGCGUCGUCCACGUCCCGCGCGGCGGCACCCUCCGGCGUCCGCGCCGCCCCGACCGACGGCGGCUGCCCCAGCAUCAACCAGACCGCCUACACGCCCACCGAUGCCAACGGCGACGCUAUGCGCGUCGGCUCCGGCUCGGCCCAGACCUUCCAGCAGCUCUGCGAGGUCAACUACCCCUCCGGCGCCGCCUGGGGCAACCCGGCGCUCUACGACAUCCUCAAGGUCUACGUGCCCGCCUUCGAGGACUGCAUGGCCCUGUGCGCCGCCCACAACCAGGCCUACAACAGGAACCUCGCCAACGGCGCCGUCGUCAGCGCCGGCGGCUACUGCCGCUCUGUCGCCAUGAUCAAGCUGCCCGGGGAGUACUGCUACCUGAAGAACGGGACCGGCAAGAUGGACACGCAGGGGCACCCAAAGGACUUCAUCAGCGCCGUCGUCAUCUCCGGUCUGCCGGUUGCGUGA